CUCCUGCACCGGUCGCCCAAUGGCUCACCCCGGCUAAUGGGGACGUCACAAGUGCCGGUCUGCCCAUCCUAAAAUGUUGCUCGGGGGGGGAGCUAGUGGUCUUGAGAAUCGUCUAUUUCAGUGAGGAAUCCGGCGAGGGCUUUAAAAUGGCAAGUGCAGUGGUUGUGAUCCCAGACUCCAUCCACGAUAAGAGCAGCCGUAUUUAUUUGGUGAACUGGUACAACAACCUGCUGAAGACAAACUUCAAAGAUGUGCAAGACAUGGGUUCAGGUGCAUGUCACUGUCAGAUCAUGGACCGUAUUAUUCCAGGCUCUAUUGACAUGACGAAGGUGAAGCUUGAUGCACAAGGGGAGGAUGACUGUAAGCAAAACUUCAGUCUCCUACAUGAGGCCUUAAGCAAGAACGGUGUCACAAAGAUUAUUCCAAUUGAGGAGCUCAUUCAAGGGGAUUUUAAAGCGCACUUUGACCUCCUGAAGUGGUUCAAACGUUUCUACACCACAAAUGAUCAAAAUAAAAAAUACGACCCUGUGAAAGCUCGGAACAGCCAGAAUAUCAUCCCUAUUCUGGUACCUCACAAAUUGACCAAAGCGGCUCAGCAGGUUUUUACCCGGGAUCUGAAUAAUUCUGCAAUGUCUUCUGAGAGGGAGGACUUAACAGAAAGCGAGUCUGACCUCGCGUCUGACGGCCCUCUCUCGGACUCCACCGCACAGCCCUCAGCUCAGACUGAAGACCAGAAUGGCCUUAAUGUGGAAGUGAAGCAGUGUGAAGUUCGCCUCACAAAGAUACAUCAAAAUGGCGACACUACUGGAGAGAACGGCGCCGAGUGGAAAGGGAUGGCUGUUAGGGGAGGGCAUGGCUUGGAGAGCAGCUUGCGCCAGAAGCCACCGACCCGUACACUGUUUCAGGCUGGUGGUAAAACCAUCUCCAGCCCCAGAGGGGUUGAUAAGGACAGCAAAAGGGGUCUGGAGUCCCAAGAUGAGGUGGCAGAAGAGACAUCACCCCUCAAAACCACACCGAGAGGACGACGGAAGACGGCCUAUCAGGAUGGGAAAGGGUUUCCGACAGGUGAGCUGGUGUGGGGGAAAGUGAAAGGCUUUUCCUGGUGGCCUGGGAUGGUGAUGCCUUGGAAAACCAAGUCAUCGCCCCUGGGAAUGAGAAGAGUGGAGUGGUUCGGAGACGGGAUGUUCUCAGAGAGCUAUACGGAAAGUCUGUUGACAUUUAGGAACUUCAAUAAGUGCUUUUGCAAGAAUUCCUUUGCCAGCUUGCCCAUCUACAAGGAAGCCAUCUACCAGAUUAUUGAGUUGGCGAGUGAGCGAUGCGAGAAGUCUUUUGUUGAGGCGGAAGGAAAUAAAGAAAAAGAGCUGAAGUUGAUGCUGGACUGGGCUUCUGGGGGAUUUCUGCCUUCUGGACCUGAAGGAUUCUCACCUCCUGAUGCUGCAGCACAUCAAGAUUCUUCGGAUUCUGCAAUGUCCGACAACCAGCCUCCAGCAAAAAGGAAAUAUGUUUAUAAAAAUAAGGCAAAUACACCCGUAAUCACCUACAACAAAGAAUCAAUAAGAGAAAUGGUCAAAGAAAAAGGCAGAAAAAUUGAAGAUUUCUGUUUGAGCUGUGGAUCAUUGGAGAUUGAAGUGCAGCACCCGUUGUUUGAAGGUGGUCUCUGUCUGAAAUGCAAGGGGAACUUCACAGAGACCCUGUAUCGCUACGAUGAAGAUGGCUACCAGUCGUAUUGCACCGUGUGCUGUGCCGGCUUAGAGGUCAUUCUGUGUGGCAACGCCAGCUGCUGCAGAUGCUUCUGUAAGGACUGUCUGGAAAUCCUGGUGGGCCCGGGAACCUUUGACGAGCUGAAAGAUGUCGAUCCAUGGAGCUGCUACAUGUGCAAGCCAUCACUGUGCAAAGGAAACCUCAAACUCAGACCAGACUGGAGCGUCAAGGUUCAGGACUUCUUUGCCAACGACAGCGCCAUGGCGUUUGAGCCUCACAGAGUCUACCCCUCCAUCUCCGCUGACCAGCGUCGACCAAUCAAGGUGCUCUCGCUUUUUGACGGCAUUGCAACAGGCUACCUGGUGCUCAAAGACCUGGGCUUCAAGAUCGAACGCUACAUCGCUUCAGAGAUUUGUGACGAUUCAAUCACCGUGGGGAUGAUCAAGCACGAGGGAAAGAUUGAAUAUGUCAACGACGUUCGUACCAUCACAAGGAAACACUUGGCCGAAUGGGGUCCGUUUGAUCUCCUGAUUGGAGGCAGUCCGUGUAACGACCUGUCCAUGGUCAACCCUCUUAGAAAAGGUCUAUUUGAGGGCACUGGAAGGCUCUUUUUUGAGUUCUACCGCCUUUUGACCUUGUUGAAGCCAAAGGAGGGCGACGACCGUCCGUUCUUCUGGUUGUUUGAGAACGUGGUUUUCAUGAGUGCCAACGAUAAAUCAGAUAUCUGCAGAUUCCUAGAGUGUAAUCCUAUUUUGAUCGAUGCAGUGAAAGUUACUCCUGCCCACAGAGCUCGUUACUUUUGGGGAAACCUCCCUGGAAUGAACAGACCUCUCGCUACGUCUCUUGAUGACAAAGUGGGCCUCCAGGAUUGUUUGGAAGGCGGACGCAAGGCAAUGUUCGACAAAGUCCGCACCAUCACAACAAAGUCCAACUCUAUUAGGCAAGGAAAGAUGGGUCCACUUCCUGUCACCAUGAACGGCAAAGAGGACUACCUGUGGUGCACCGAAAUGGAACAGGUCUUUGGAUUUCCCAAGCACUACACAGACGUGAACAACAUGGGCCGCGCGCAGAGGCAGAGAGUCCUGGGUCGCUCCUGGAGUGUCCCCGUCAUCCGUCACCUCUUCGCCCCGCUCAAGGAUUACUUUGAAUGUGAAUAACGACUGUGAGGCGAGCAGCAGCGGUAAACCUCCUGCCUUAUCCCCGCCCUGCUUCACUAGCCAGUUCAAACUCUCCAGUAUUUCUAUGAAAGUCUCAAUUCAGAAUCUACUAUUUGGACUUGUAGUGUUUACGUAUGAGCUCCUUUAAUGCUGUGAGCUGUCAGUCAUUCAGGACCCUCCAUCACCAACCGGCACAAACAGUUCACGUUUCCUCUGAUAAAUGAUGCUGCUGUAAUCAGACAUCAUUUUGCAGGGAACAUUGGUCUGAACCACGAAGCGAGUUUAGGCGGCUGCUCAGCCAUCUCUGGGCUUAUUUCUGUUUAUACAGUAUUGCACAGCCGGUUCUUCUUCUUUCAGGGGAAGAUGGCUAUGGUAACCUUUCAAUAACGCAAUUACUUCUUAUUGCUACAGGAUCCCAACAUGAACCACUGAAUUUGCAAUGAAGCCAUAAAGUUGCAAAUAGAGACAUUUUAUAGAUCAGUAGAAUUAAUUUGCGUGACAGCUAUUUUUAAUAAUUAUGAUUAAUCGGUGCUUUUACAGCAAUAUGAACUUGACUAGUUCUACUAAGAACUACUUGAACCUAUUUUAGGUCAGUCAUUUAUCCGUAGUUGUUUGUUUAUCGUUGGACAAAGGUUUCGUCCUAACAUUUUAUCUUUUUUAAGGUCGGCUAUUUAUACCAAAAAAUUAUUUCUGCUUAAUCUUUGUUAACAAGAAGCUGUGAGUAUUUUUUAGUAUUAAUAUUUCCACUUGAGUGUCUUCAAUAUUACUGUAAGAAGGUCAGGCUUAAACAGGACGUCGUGGAUGUUCAACUUGCAGUAAACGAUCGAAUUUGAGAUUUCGCUCAUUUUCAAUAGAAAAAAACGUUUUUUUAUUAACUAUCAAAAAUGGUAAAAACAAUAAAUAAGUAUUACAAAAUAAAUGAAUAAAUUAUGAAACAAUAACUCAAGUAAAAAUAAUAAGAAAUUGAAAAUACUUUGAAUGUUUU
This is a messenger RNA of Pungitius pungitius (ninespine stickleback), 3843 nucleotides long. RefSeq names its product DNA (cytosine-5)-methyltransferase 3C-like. Bases 147 to 2858 code for a protein of 903 amino acids. The record is from RefSeq and is a predicted model, not a curated record. Gene Ontology annotation, biological process: negative regulation of transcription by RNA polymerase II. Gene Ontology annotation, cellular component: nucleus. Lineage: Eukaryota; Metazoa; Chordata; Actinopteri; Perciformes; Gasterosteidae. Gene Ontology annotation, molecular function: DNA (cytosine-5-)-methyltransferase activity, acting on CpG substrates; DNA binding; protein binding. The transcript has 26 exons.